Bipolaris sorokiniana ND90Pr is the source of this 975-nucleotide messenger RNA. RefSeq lists its product as uncharacterized. The transcript is spliced from 2 exons. Bases 171 to 875 code for a protein of 234 amino acids. The record is from RefSeq and is a predicted model, not a curated record. Lineage: Eukaryota; Fungi; Ascomycota; Dothideomycetes; Pleosporales; Pleosporaceae.
UUUAACUGCGACGUUCACUAAAAUUGAUUUCCUCAAUUCAGCACUCAUACAAAAAAAGCGUCUUUCAUUUUCACUUUCACCUCGAGACGCUAGUCCAAGCUCCCAUAGUCGCGCUUUUGUGUGCUGCGUCACCAGAACAGCACAACUACUCAGAUAUCAAGAUCCAAAUUAUGUCUGGUCAGCGCGUACUAUCAGAGGUGUUGCGCAAAGAACCUCGAAUCGACUCAGGCACUGCGCUCUCUGAUCCAGUUAUCACAUCCAGUAGCCAGUUCUCAGCCAAAAAAAUUCAGAUGCCUGAGCUUCGCAAUACCAAAUACGACUUUGGUGCCGCCAAGGCCCAAUACGGCGAAAAUGAGCUUCAGCUCCGGCAACCAGAAGGCUUUCCAAUCAUUCCUCUUCCUAUCACGAUAGUGCGUGCUUACGAGGAGGCUGCAAUGGCAGCUGCAGCGAGGGAUCACUCUGAACUCGUAUUCAACAUUUACGAAGAUGUAAAUGAUGGUACACGCAGAACGACAGCUGAAGAGGAUCAUGAAAUGAUUGACGCCGACGCUAAUGAAACCGUUGGUGAAGAAGAGGAACAGGUCAAUAACGGCGAUGAAGCCCGACAAGUGGGUGACGAGAACGACCAUGCAGUUCCCCCCAACUCUACAAGCGCGACCAAGAGUGAUCCAAGGCUUGAUGUACACGUAGACAGCCUAGGACGAACACGCGCAGCAGCACAUCGGCGUAAGGCUCUUGAGACCAUACAGCUUGGAGAUCAUGCCGUGGACUUAGCAGGAGACUUGACUAGCAUGGGCAGCAGCAAGAAACGUACAAGUAGCCGUAUCCAAAAGUCCACACAGCCUAGGAAGCAGUCGAUUAGGAAGCCACGCUAGGGAGUUUGAAAGAGCUUUUUCGAGAUUGUUUGGUUCGCGAGAUGUAGCUCGGGGGAAUGGAUCUAGGCCUAGCGGCUUAUGUCGUGUACACCUGUAUUGG